Molecule: messenger RNA, 2855 nt
Organism: Calidris pugnax (ruff)
Lineage: Eukaryota; Metazoa; Chordata; Aves; Charadriiformes; Scolopacidae
Product: transmembrane 4 L6 family member 1-like
Exons: 6
Coding region: 108-698 (196 amino acids)
Cellular component (GO): membrane
Source: RefSeq, a predicted model, not a curated record
CCUCAGACCGCCACGCUCCAGGAGAGGGGAACUGGGAAGCCUGAAGCCGGUUGUGGGGACCUCUGGAGCCUGAAGGCCACCUUAGCCCUGUGUGGAAGAGAGCUACCAUGUGCACGGGCAAGUGUUCAAAGUGCAUUGGGAUCACCCUGUUCCCACUGGCAGCUUGUGCCAUCGUCUCCAACAUCCUCCUGUACUUCCCCAACGGACGAGUUCUGCAGCUCAGCGAGAUAACCGAUCUGGUCUGGUUUUUCCACGGCAUUCUGGGAGCUGGGAUACUGGUUAUUUUGCCAGCAUUCAUGAUGCUGGGAGCAGGCGGAGCAGGAUGUUGCGCUAACAGAUGUGGGAUGCUGCUGUCAGUGGUCUUGUCUGUGAUGGGAUUCGCGGGAGGAGCAUAUUGUGCUGUCAUCUCCUCACUGGGGUUGAUUGGGGGCCCUCUGUGUGACACAGGUGAUGGAGAAUACCUCUACCCUUUCAGGAAUGACACUCUGGAAGACAAUUAUUUGUUCAACCAGACAACAUGGAGCAUUUGCAAAGAACCUGAAAACAUCAUCCUUUGGAAUAUUGUCCUUUUCUCUAUUCUGCUGGCCAUCGGUGUGAUUGAAGCCAUUCUUUGUUUUAUUCAAGUCAUCAAUGGACUUACUGGCUUCAUAUGUGGCACAUGUAUGAGGAAAAGAAAGACAAAUAUUUCUGGAAUGUGAAUGACCUACAGAGGAUGCCAGGACAAGCCCCGAGCUGCCAAUUCACACACAAUAAGGAUAGUGCACCGUGCUGUAUUUAUGGGGGGAUGACAAAGAAAACUCAAAAUGUUCAGGAGCUACAUGGGGCAAAAUGAAUUUUUGAUAAAGAAGUCAGGGUGGAAAAGGGCUAGAUUAUUUAGAGCUGAGACUCCAAAUUUUCAUCUCUCUGAAUAUACCUGUUAAAUCUCAGGUACUGGCAAAAACACUGACCUGCCUGGUCCUGCCUGCUGAACUGGUGUGUAAAACAACAGUUCCCAGAUAAAAGCUCACCACCCACCCUGUUGUUUAUACAGGAAACUGAACCAUUGUUAAUGUAUACAUUUUAUAGAAUCAUAGAAUGGUUUGGGUUGGAAGGGACCUUAAAGAUCAUCAAGUUCCAACUCCCCUGCCAUGGACAGGGGCACCUCCCACUAGACCAGGUUUCUCAAAGCCCCAUCCAACCUGGCCUUGAACACCUCCAGGGAUGGGGCCUCCACAAUUGAUCAGCUUCACGAAGCAGGCACUCUCUGGCUGGAUGUAAAUAGCCUCCCAUCCCCAGCAAAUCCCACCAUGAGUUCACCUGUCUGUUCCUAUUAACAUGCUUGCCAGGCACUUCCAGAUUUAAAUUAGGAUGCCCAGAGAAUACAAGUGGCAUUUGCAGCACCACAGAGGCAACUGAAGCACAUGGUUUUCAGCCUCCUUCAGUCACCCUGGAGCCAAAUCUCCUUGUGCCCAUCUAGUAGCUUUGACUUUGACAAAGUCCAGUGCACCUCUAAAUCGGUUAUUCAAGAGCAUCUGAGAGAUGUGGUAGCCCUGGAGAGGCAUUUGGGUCAAUAUGGACAGUGGGGUUUGGAGCAAGAGUUUAGAAUUGUCCAGUUUAGCAGAACGGUGGAGAACCUCACCACCAAUUUUGCCCUCACGAAACUGCAUAGGAAUUUCACUAAUUUCCUCACAGGUCUGUGGGUCUGUUCUUGAAUGUAAAAUGGGCAAAGCAAUUAACUGCUAAAGAUAAACAUUAAAUUGUUAAAGGUAGUGAUUAUGUGCAGUUUAGUAACAAAUAGGAGAUAUUAUCUAAAAAGGCAACAAAUUGCAUCAGUUUUAGUGUUACAGCAAUAGUGAUCCCAGCCAGGAAUUGUGCAAUUCUCCAUCAUCACUCAAGAUCAAGCCCUUGAUGCUGAGGUCCAUGACUGGCAAAUUUCAGAAACCCCAUAAUUUCAGCAACUCCCUCAAAGGUUAAUUCUUGGACAUGCCACUGACUUCCCUGAGUCAGCCAAACUGUAAGAUGAUCUUUAUCCAUCCUGAACGCAUGUAUGCAGUUAUGAGAAGCUGAAUGUAUCUAGAGCACUCAGAGUCUAUUUUUCAGAGAGAGACAUUCAUGUCUUCUCAGUCAAAAGUUGUUUGUGCUUCUGUAUUGUAGAAUGAGAGCAAGUUAUUUGAACACAGUCAUUGCAGACACAUACGGCAGUUUGUGCUGUCCUCUAAUGCAGCACACACCCCUUUAUGCAAAAUGGGGAAGAAAAUGUCAAGUGGGCCAAGAAGAGUAGCACAUGUACACUUCCUUGGAGCAUAGCUUCACCCUUAGAAGCAGGAAAUUUGCCACAUAAAACUUAAAAGUACCUUCAGUAAAAAAAAAAAAGCUUAAAAUGCGUUGACGUUUGCAAUCAUGACCAGGUGCACCCAAACCUGCCAGGUGGCUUAAAAACUCACGUUCAUUGUCAGCAAUGAAGGCUGGGCAGUGCUAUCACAUAUGGCAGACAUCAAAAUAAAGCCAACUGUUUAAAAAAGAGUCAAGGAGGCAGCUAGAAGUAAGGAUAUUUGUCAUAUAGUCGUGUGGAGAGAGACUCCAUCAGCAGAGGGGUUCUAUGAGCUCUUCACGGUCCCUAAAUAUCAGCCCUGCCCUCAUCCUUCAGUUUUGUCUCCCUGACUCCCAUCUCUGUGAUAAAGCCAGUUUGGGCUGUGCCAGCACCAGGCGAGGGAGAGGUCCCCACUGGCACACACCACCUCCAGUACGGGGAAGUAAAAGCACUGUUACUGCUGCCAUCUGCUUGUUCCAAGCUGUCCUGCCCUGGCGAUGUUUAUUGUCAUGUCCGUGUGCUUCUGGGGACACCCUCUGUUCUGCCAACUGAGCAAUCGCUGACC